Messenger RNA from Phaeodactylum tricornutum CCAP 1055/1, 4363 nucleotides. RefSeq lists its product with no specific name. Gene Ontology annotation, molecular function: protein binding; metal ion binding. The transcript has a single exon. Lineage: Eukaryota; Bacillariophyta; Bacillariophyceae; Surirellales; Neidiaceae. The record is from RefSeq and is a predicted model, not a curated record. Bases 11 to 4261 code for a protein of 1416 amino acids.
CUUUAUUGCUAUGGACGCUGAUUCAACAAAAAGACGGGCGAGUCUGAAGCGUUCACGUGUAGCGAUUGAUUUUCCUCAUGGUCGCACAUCAGCAAAGAAACAAACGGUGGCGAAGCCGGACAAUGCCCAAUGCAGCUAUGUUCCUGUAUUCGAUGAGCCAAAUCAGCAUCUCAAGGCGCUUUCCUCUCAAAAUUUCUGUUCGAUGAGAAAACCAAGCUCUCCCUCCUCGCUCUCCAGGACGAAAAACAACGCCUCUUGUCAUCACAUGGAAAAUGCUCACGAUCGCAAAUGGGCCCUAAGUUUUGAGAAGCUAUCGGAGUACAAAUCUCGUCACGGAGAUACCCUUGUUCCGAAAGAUUAUAUAUCAGGAGGGGUCCCACUGGGAAAUUGGGUAAGAAGGCAACGCUACCUUCAAACAGCAAAGCUCAAGGGAUCUAAGACCCCGCUCACUCAGAGCCGAAUUGAAAAGCUCAAUUCUCUUGGCUUUGAUUGGGAUACCGUGUCGAAGAGGGUGUUUGUACGCUGGGAAGAAAACUUUGAGCGCUUAAUCAAGUACAAAGAAACGCACGGUGACACUCGAGUACCGAGCAACUAUCGUAUUGAUGACGUCAACUUGGGAAACUGGGUAAGAUCUCAACGCGCUGCAUACUCUAUGAAAACAAGGGGUAAAUCAGUGGUCAUGAACGACGAGCGUAUAUAUAAGUUGAAUUCCAUCGGUUUUCAGUGGGAUCUCCAAUCGCGAUUGUCGGGUUGUUGCAUUGGCGGCUUCACGGAACUUCCGUCCUUAGCCGAUCAGACGAUAAAAGAGCUGGAAGUAGUUUUCCUGCAAAACCUAGAUCGAGAAAUAUUGACCGCAGAAGAGGUACAUUUUAUGGAGAAGCUAGAAAAAGCGAUAAUCAUAGAAGAAGAGAAGUCGCUUCUACAGCGCAUUGACGAAGAGGUCACCAAAGCCGAGGUCUGUUUACUCGAUGAGACUCCACGUGUUCCAAAACGAACUUUCACGAGAGUGGGGAGAAGUUCGGAGCUUAUGAACGGUUCUCACUCGCCAGCCAUUCAAAAUGAUUCACAACUUUACACUACCAUGGCGGUUGAUAGCGCAACUCUCUACUUUCCCAAGCAUUUGAAAGGAAAUAUAUUGAUCUCGAGGGAAGAAUUUAAUUCUGAACUUUUAUUGGCUUUCAAAAAGGAAUGCACCGAACUUCUAGAUGGAUUUACCACAAGCAUGCAAGUCUGUCAAGCUCAGUCUGACACGUGGAAAUUGACUGUUCAAGGUCAACCAGAAGCUCUACAGAAGCUCUCCCAGAUACUCAAAGCUUGGAUUCACAACAAAAUAAACGCUUUUAACUAUUUACUCCUCGUUUCAGAGGGGAGGGAGGUAGAGGUCCAAAUGAAGUGUACAGCGCAGAUUGAAGCAAAGCUGGUUGAAACAGCAUGGAAUACGAAUGGUGUGAAAAAGCAGGGCUUGCUCAUUCAAGCUCUUUCGUCGAAAGGACAGCUGGGAAAGGCUCUAGGAGAGCAAGGAACUUCUUGCGGUGCUGCUGUUGUAUCCAUUGAAAAGCAAGAGUGCUCCUCGAUUGCCCAAUUUAAAGACUUGGUCAAAAAUACAGGUGUGAACAAUGCAUCGUAUAAACUGCAACUGAUGCUGCAUCCUGAAUCUUUUCAGGUUGUGGAGCAUGAAGGGGGUAUGAUGAAUACUGCAGAAUCCCAUUAUGGUAUCGUGGAGAACUUCAAGUUUGUAAAUCAAGACACUCCUUCGGGGUCUCGUCGUAAAGCAAUAUGUCCAUCUACUGCUUCAGCCACCUCAGGCUCUUAUGAGAGAAAGGAAUACGUUUUUAAAUUUCCUAGUGGAGAAAAGCUUGGGUUUUAUUGCAAAAACGACCGCAGUGGAAAGUCUCCAGUGUGUCGUAUCUGUUCCGUUUGUCCGAACAGUAUCACGGCAAAAGACUCAAGAGUCCUCCGAGGCACAAUCGUUGUUUGGGCUUCAGUGGGAAACGGAGAUCGGUGUGCUGUCAGUAAAUGGCAGGACUUAGCGAUUCUCUACACACAAGCAAGUCAGGGACCUGCUGAUUUGAAUAUCUGGUUUGUAAACCGACAUGAGGGAAAAUUCGACCAUGACGGCUCAAGGCUGCUGGAUAGCAAAGAUUGGACAGACACUGGGAUCUGGAGAGGAAAAGAGAAAGCAGGCUGGGCAGGCGGGGAUCAAACGCACUGCUGUGAAAAUCUUGAUCCUCGAAGCGGUACCGAUCGAGAUGCGAAUUCAAGCCUCCGUCCCGUCGCAUUAGCUUGUAGACAAGAGGAAUUGGAGAGCAGUGAAGACGAGCAAUGGUUCCUUUUAGAUCAUAUGCCAUCAAUUCGUGAGCAUGUGCGCUUGCAUCCUGCGCUAAAAAAAGCAGGCUCAGCGAAGAAGGGAAAGACGAUCAGCUUUGACCGAAAGCUGUACCAGGUAAGAAAGUUUGUAAGGGACAGUAGAACGUGUGAAUUCUACGUCCAGCGUAAGUUCCAAGCCAGUCCUGUUGCGUCCCCUAGCUACACAAUCCAAGUCGGCUCCAGUAUCUCAUUUGAAAGCAAGAUUUUACAAGCAAUAAAGAAGCACUCGUUUAAAGAACUAAUUCAAGUUCUUCAAAAUGGAGCAUUUGCUGCCAAUCGCUCAGUUGCAUUUCUUGACACCGCACGACGCGAACUGAGGCUGGCCGUUGAGUCAAUGAAAUUGGAGAAUAGUGAAUACUGUGGAAACCCACGGAACUCUCUUGUCCGAAGGAGGGAUUUGGAUCUCAAGCACACAGUGUUGAAGGUGUAUAUAUCAGCCGCACAUACAUAUGGCCAUGCGAGAGGUUUGAGGAACUGGUCCAGGUUCGAGCUUCUGGUGAAAAGUAUAGAAAAUUUACGCCUUUCUCCGUCACUCUUAAGAGGACAAGGCGAGAGCUUUAUUUCAGCCAAGUUGAGUGCAAUUUUUCCGGACUCUAGCAGCUCUGAGCAACUUGCGCCCCUUCCCCAUCGUCCUCUAUCGAAUCUCGUCGAGUAUGGCAAUGAGUUCAGCAGUUCUUAUUUUUUGAAUCACAACGCUAGUAUUGCUGCGGGUCGAUGUCUCGUAAUUGAAAUUCAAAUGAAUCCUUCUGAGGCUAGCGGAUCCUUCCGGCUCGGUUCCAUGAACGUCGAAGUGGCUGAACUACAGGCUAACUGCCCUCGAGAUGGAUCCUGGUGGAAUGUAUCGAAGCAGAUUUUGACUGGGCCCCAUCUAGAGGAUGGAGUAGUCCAUAUCAACGCCCGAAGGGUUGCUGUCGACCCUGAAUAUAUCAAAGCGAAACGACGUGACGGUUGUAUACGAUUGAAAACAACCUGUGACUGGGCUUGCAAAUUCAACGAUAGCCUUUCUCCCAUAGAGAGAGCGGGGGGUGUUUUAGAUCUACAUGUCCCCGUUUUCGGUGGCGCAUCGCUCCUGCAUACUGCGAUUUUGCUUCAAGACUCACAUCUGGUGAGGAAGCUUCUUGAUCUUGGCCUAGAUCCGGGCACCAAGUCCCAAAUUGGAUCUCCGAUGUCAUUGGCCUUCAAUCUAAUUGAAAAUAUUACACAUGCGUCCAAGAAUAAUGGAAUGAGCGGCGGUGAGACACAUCACAACCACGCCGAACCGGGAGAUCGCGCGGAAAACGACAGAGCAGCAGCACUAGCCAGAAUUAGUAAAAUGCUUUCUUCCAGGAACGAGCAGUCCAACAUACGCAGAGACGGUGCGGGCCUGUUGCAAAGAGAAGGCGCUUCUUUGGGAUUGCCUUCCUCAACACAUUCUACGAUUUCCGUCUCCACAUUAACUCCAAAACUUCCAACGCUACCCGAUACAAAUUGGCUUUUAGAGCCUACGUUCGUGAGGCACAUUUGUCGUUACAACGAGGGGGCGACAUGCAGACUUGGACAACGAUGCGCCUUUAUUCACAUCAAAGCUUCUUUAGGCGAGAACCUUGUUAGCACUUUGGCACGUAUGCAGAAGAGCGGUGCCGAAGAUGAAGGCUCUCUACAAUACUUCCGGAAAAAUUUAAAGGUCAUUUCGAGACAAGAUUCAUCGAACUGCAUCUGGUAUACUGCUGGCUUCUCGACGGUUGCUCGAUUUCGUACCUCAAACCAGCAGAUAUUUUAUGCGGAAGGAGGACCUGGUGUCCUCAGUCAACAAGGGGUGACAUGGUAUCGUGACCGAAAGAGUGCAGUGGAGUCACUUGCUCGAGUGUUCAAAAUUUUUAGGGAAUCGACCCGUAUAAAAAACCAAGAGAGUUAGUUAAAGAGACCACUGAUAUCAUCAGAUCGAAAACGUGACUCCGAGAGGCAUUGCAAAAUGCGGUGACAAAAAAUUACCGAGAAUAUCGAUCGAUGCAUGCGG